UGGAUGCACAAAGAUCCCAAAAGACUAGCACAUUAAAAGAAACACAUACUAGUUAGAAAGAUAGAGAGAAAGAGAUGGCUAAUAGUGUAGAACAAGACUCAUUGUAUUCAUCCUUUGUAGACGCAAGAAUCUCAUUUUCCAAUGACUUUGCAGACAGUGAUCAUCUGAAGCUUCAUCAGACAAUUUCAUCAAGACAUGACCAGAUGAAGUACAAGGAAGCUCCUGUCUCAUCUGAUUUCAAAUUCAAUGUCGAAAAUUACGGUUUCCUUUCUGCUGCUGAUGAGAUCUUCUUUGGUGGAGUUUUGUUGCCACUGGAGAAGACUCAGAGGAAAGCGACCACACUGAGAGAAGAGCUAAGUGUUCAAGAUUCUGACCGUACGAACUCAAAAGGGUCUCGUAAUUGGUGGAAACUAGGUCUCAGUAAACCCAAGAAAAUUCACUCCAAGAACAGCAGCAACAACAACAACAACAGUUUCAAUCUUCCCCACAAAUCUCAGAAUUGUCUUGCAAGUAUAUUGGAAUCUGACGACUGAAAGAUGGACUCUAGUAAAAUCUCAGCUAAUUACGGCGACCUAGACUUCUAAUGCUAAUGACAAAAAUAAAUUAUUUCCGAUUUUUUUUAAUUGAUCUUGUUUUACUUUGAGUUCUCGACUUAUCUCUUGUUAUUAUGUAGUUUUCCUUUAUUUAUGACCACAUGAGCAAUUGUUAUGCAACUGGUUCAGUAUUUUAUACUCU
This is a messenger RNA of Raphanus sativus (radish), 735 nucleotides long. RefSeq lists its product as uncharacterized. Lineage: Eukaryota; Viridiplantae; Streptophyta; Magnoliopsida; Brassicales; Brassicaceae. The transcript has 2 exons. The record is from RefSeq and is a predicted model, not a curated record. Bases 75 to 533 code for a protein of 152 amino acids.